Chinchilla lanigera (long-tailed chinchilla) is the source of this 2099-nucleotide messenger RNA. Its product is annotated as zinc finger protein 852. Gene Ontology annotation, biological process: regulation of transcription by RNA polymerase II. Lineage: Eukaryota; Metazoa; Chordata; Mammalia; Rodentia; Chinchillidae. Gene Ontology annotation, molecular function: RNA polymerase II cis-regulatory region sequence-specific DNA binding; DNA-binding transcription factor activity, RNA polymerase II-specific. The record is from RefSeq and is a predicted model, not a curated record.
AUGAUCAUCCCAACAGGCUGUCAGGUUAAAAACAGGAUGAAAGGUUCAGAGUUCACUGCAAAGAGCAUGUCUAAACGAUCAGAGUCAUCUGAUAGGUCAACAGGGGCACUCUUUGGGGUGCUCCUGGACCAGAAAUCUCCUGGAGAUGCCUAUGAAGAUAUUUUAGAGCAGCUGGAAGGGCACCCCUUGAAAGAAGAAGGGCGUGGAUUGGCAAAUGAUUUCUUGGAAGUUACAGAUGAGGCUAAAAAUUCCACAAAAGACAGAUGUGAAGAAUAUAUGGAAGCGGAGGUACAUCCAAAUCUGUCCUCCAGUCCUGUUCAACAUCAGGGAGUUCCAAAGGGACCGAAAUUCUAUCAGUGUGCUGAAUGUGGAAAACUGUUCUGUUGGAGUUCACACCUCCUUGGCCACCAGAGCAUCCACACUGGAGAGCAGCCCUACGAGUGUAAUGAGUGUGGCAAGAGCUUCAGGCAGACCUCUCAGCUCAUUGUUCAUCUCAGGACCCACACAGGAAAACCCUAUGGGUGCAGUGAGUGUGGGAAGACCUUUCAGCAUAGCUCCCACCUUAUCCAGCACCAGGGGCUCCAUAAUGGGGAGAGACGCUAUAAAUGUAAUGAAUGUGCAAAAGCUUUUAAUCAGAGUUCCAAACUCUGGUGGUAAACUUUUACCACCAGAGAACUCAUACUGGGGAGAAACCUUAUGAAUGCAAGUGUGGGGCAGCCUUUAGUCAGAGUAAAAAUCUUGUAUGACAUAAGGUCCUUCACACUAGGAAGAAACCUUACAAGUGUGAUGAGUUUGUAGAAAAGCUUUCUGUUCCAAAAACAGUGUUAUUGACCAUCAGAGAAUCCACACUGGGGAGAAGCCUUAUGAAUGUAAUGAAGGUAGCAAGGCCUUCAGUCAGAGUAAGUGUCUCAUUUGACACCAGAGCUGCCACACUGGGGAGAAACCAUGCAAAUGUAACAAAUGUGGGAAAGCCUUCAUUUAGAUCUGUUGGCCUUGUUGACCCUAAGUGAAUUCAUACUGGAGAAAAACCAUUUACAUGUAGUCAGUGUGGUAAGGCAUUUGGUCUGAGUAAAUGCCUUGUUUGGCACCAGAGACUUCCCAUGGCUGAAAAGCCUUACAAAUGUAAUGAGUGUGGAAAAUCCUUCAAUCAAAAUUCAUACCUCUUUAUACACCAGUGAAUUCACACUGGUGAGAAACCCUAUGAAUGUAGUGAAUGUGGGAAGGUCUUCAGUGACAGCUCUAGCCUUAUGGUACAUCAGAGGACACAUACUGGGGAAAAACCCUAUCAAUGCAAGGAUUGUGGGAAAGCAUUCAGUGACAGCUCACAGCUUAUUGUGCACCAGAGAGUUCACACUGGAGAGAAACCUUACGAAUGUAUUGAGUGUGGGAAAGCCUUUAGUCAGCGUUCCACUUUUAACCACCACCAACGAACUCACACUGGAGAGAAGCCUUCAGGUCUGCCUUGGUCAGUAUCUUAAGGUGUUGUUCUUGGGGAUAGUGAGCAAGGGUGAGGCUACCUUCAUCAAAAGUUUGUUCACUGCUAUAUUCUCUUGGAAGAUAAGGACCACCCCCUCGUGUUUUCUCUUGGGCUACUAAGGUGGGAGAGUAAUGCAGUUUUUCCUCACUAGUGGGCAAGUAUGGACUAAGCACUUCAUUUACAUGUGGAUUGGCCUCUUUCUUCCUUUCUCUAAGUAUUUUAAAAUGUCAUUUGUUAGCAUUUACCCUGUCAUGAAUUGUGUUUCUAAGGAAGAAUGAGUAUAUCUUUAUUCUAUUGCAGAUACUCACUUUCAUUAUUUAUGCAAAGUCAUUUUACAGUCCCCUUCUACAAUAUUUAUAUAAAGUCAUUUGUAAAUCAAAGGAUAAGACAAGGCCAAGGCCAGGGACACUUGGCUCCAACCUCAAUUAGCUAGAUAAAGAUUGUAGUGGCAGACAUCUCACUCCUGCAGUGAAGGCCUUCCAGGAGACAGUAUAGUUCUCCUAAAUUAACAUAAUGUAUUACUUGGAGAGUCCUUAAGGGGUUCUCAAGACCUACCCAGAUUCCUGCAUUUUCUUCAGUAUUCCCCUCCUUUGUUUGACAACAUAAUAAAUAUGGGCUGCCU